UUUGACAUGGGGAAACUGAGGUUUUUUCUUGGGAAUUAUCAAUUCUUUUCGUUGCUCUUGUUUUACUUAUAUUCUCAGGCUUUCAUAUCAUCCUCUUUCACUAAUUCUUUAAUCGAAAGGCCAACAUGUUCUCACAAUGAGAGUCAGGCUUUGCUUCAAUUCAAGCAGACCCUCUUUUUUGAUUGCAAUGCUUCAUUUCUUUGCAAUCCAAAUUAUGGCAUUGCAGCUUUUCUCAAGACAGAUUCAUGGAAGGAAGAUACAGAUUGUUGCUCAUGGGAAGGAGUCACUUGCGACAGCGAUACUGGUCGUGUAAUUGGCCUAGAUCUUAGUUGCAGUUGGCUUUGUGGUACCAUUCCUUCCAACAGCAGUCUUUUCUUCCUUCAACACUUGAAGAGGCUCAAUCUUGCAUUUAACAAUUUUAGGCAAUCCAACAUUUCAGCCAAGUUUGGUCAGUUUCCAAAUUUAACACAUCUGAACCUCUCUAAUUCAUUUUCUUCAGGCCAAGUUCCAUCUGAAAUCUCACAUCUUUCCAAGCUAGUUUCACUUGAUCUGUCUAGGUUCAGUCUACCUUUUCCCAGUGACCAAGAACCGUUUAAUGAACUGAAGCUUGAAACAACAACUCUGAAAAGGUUAGCUCUGAACUUUAGCCGGGUAAAAGAACUUUUCCUUGAUGGAAUAGACAUGUGUUCAGUUGACCAUGGUUACUUAAUGAAUCUUUCUUCCUCUUUGACUUCUCUUAGUCUAGUUGAUUGUGGACUAAAUGGGACAAUUUCGGACAGAAUUUUUCGGUUUCCAAAUCUUAAGUUGCUCAAAUUAGGUAAGAACCCUGAACUAGUGGUUUAUCUCCCAAAGUCCAAUGGGACUAGUACCCUUGAAAUCUUAGAUCUGAAACAGACUGUUCUCGUCGGAGACUUGUCUGGUUCAAUCAGAGGUUUGAAGUCAUUGAAAUCUUUAAAUCUUGCUAGUUGCGACUUGAAUGGAUCAAUUCCUACAUCACUAGCAAACCUUUCACAACUUGUUGUCCUAGAGCUUCCGGAUAAUAAUUUUAGUGGAUGGAUCCCAGCGUCAUUUGCAAACCUCACAGAGCUUCAACAUUUAGACUUGUCAUAUAAUGGAUUAGAAGGUACCAUUCCUCCUUUUGCAAAUGGUCUUUCAAAAUUAGUAUGUUUAUUGUUACCUUCUAACUUACUUAAUGGAACUAUACCACCUUGGGUGUUUAAUUUGCCUUCGUUAAAGUUAUUGUCUCUUGCAAACAAUAGAUUCAUUGGUCAUAUUAGCGAAUUCCAGUCUAAAUCAUUGUCCAUUAUCUAUUUCAAAAAUAAUAUGCUGCAGGGUCAUAUUCCAAGAUCAAUUUUUCAACUUGUAAACCUCACCGUGCUUGAUCUGUCGUUAAAUAACUUUAGUGACAGUGUAGAGUUAGACAUGUUUUCAGAGCUCCAAAAUCUUGAAUUUCUUGAUCUUUCGCAUAAUAGUCUGUCAUUGAGCACAAAAAAUGGUGUCAACUUUGCAUUGAACAAACUCCACUUCUUGUCCUUGUCGUCUUGUAACUUGACUGAGUUCCCCAAUUUCUUGAGAGGUUCAAAGGUUCUAACGAUCUUAGACCUUUCCAAAAACAUAAUUCGAGGCCCGAUUCCCCAAUGGAUGUGGAAAGUUGGGAAGGAAUCUUUGUUACAUUUAUACCUUGACCAUAAUUCUCUAACAGGUCCUGUGCAAUUCCCAUGGAAGAAUGCGCUAACUCUCUACCUGCAGUCCAACCGGUUUCAAGGAGUGCUUCCAAUUCCACCCGUUCAGACAUCUUUCUUUUCCAUCGCAAACAAUUACAUGACAGGAGAGAUUUCUUCUUCUAUUUGCAACAUCAGUUCCCUGAGAAUUAUUGACGCAUCACAUAACAACUUGAGCGGCAAGAUUCCUAGUUGUCUUUUCAACUUUAGCAACACUCUUUCAGUGUUGGAUCUGAGGGCAAAUGGUUUCCACGGAACAAUCCCCACAACAUUUGUCGAGCCCUGUAGCUUAGAGAAUCUCAACUUCCAUGGAAACCAAAUGGAAGGGCCAUUACCAAGAUCUUUGGCCAAUUGCAGGAACCUUCAGGUUCUAGACCUUGGCAGCAACAAGUUGAGUGAUACAUUUCCCAAUUGGUUGGAAACUCUUCCAAUGCUACAAGUUCUCGUUUUGAGUUCAAACAAAUUCCAUGGUUUUGUAAACAAUUCCGGAGCAAGACUACCUUUCCCCAAGCUACGACUUGGUACAUUGAAAAUCUAA
Messenger RNA from Durio zibethinus, 2259 nucleotides. Lineage: Eukaryota; Viridiplantae; Streptophyta; Magnoliopsida; Malvales; Malvaceae. The record is from RefSeq and is a predicted model, not a curated record.